Scophthalmus maximus (turbot) is the source of this 3692-nucleotide messenger RNA. It is a transcript of the gene zfand4, whose product is annotated as zinc finger, AN1-type domain 4. The transcript has 10 exons. Bases 499 to 2721 code for a protein of 740 amino acids. The record is from RefSeq and is a predicted model, not a curated record. Gene Ontology annotation, molecular function: zinc ion binding; protein binding. NCBI's taxonomy places the organism in Eukaryota, Metazoa, Chordata, Actinopteri, Pleuronectiformes, Scophthalmidae.
CAUCCGUGACGUCAAUUGGUCCCUCGUGUCCGUCAAUCAACUGGCGUAACAAAGGUGUCGUUGCUCCGCCGCCGUUGACAGGUGAUGUACGCCAACAAUGGGACGACGGCGGCCGGCGACCUCGGCGGACAGUCGCGUCCGCUCCGCGUGUAGACAUCCAGGGUGACCCGUGAUGAGCUCGGCGUUGAGCGCAAACGGUUCCCUCGACAGCUGCGCCGGACGGGACGGGACGGGACGGGACGGGAAGCCCGUGGAUGUAGCCCAGCAGCCUGCUAGCCGACCGCCGAGAAACGUAGCCAUUGUUUCAGUUGUUGGCUAACAUGGCAACAAGAGCUACAGGCUAGCAGCGAGCGUCGGCUGCACGGGACUCGUCGUGGCAGGAGCUAUUGCUGGGGUCCCCCUGCAGGAUGUGUGACGGUGGUGAGGCCAGUGAACAGUGCCUGUCCCUCGCUACUCCCACCUCACCAACUCCCUGAAUCUCUCUCCCAGUCCGCCAAGAUGACCGACAGGAAGGAACCACCCUUCUUUAAUGACGACAGUGCGGGAGCUUUACACUACAAGAUCCCUUUCUAUGACACUAUGGAGCUCUUCAUAGAGACCCUGACCGGGACCUGCUUUGAGCUGCGCGUGUUGCCCUUUGAGGCCGUCAUUUCAGUCAAGGCAAAGAUCCAGAGGUUGGAAGGUAUCCCUGUUGCCCAGCAACAUCUCAUCUGGAACAAUCUGGAGCUAGAUGAUGAACAGUGUCUCCAUGACUAUGGCAUUGCAGAAGGCUGCACUUUGAAGCUGGUCUUAGCUAUGAGGGGAGGGCCGAUCAACACCAGGAGAGUAACCAUGGAGGAUCCUAUGAAAGAGGUGGCUGACCUGAUGGAGAGCACGAAGGAGGAGGGUUGGGAGAAGAGCGUGGCCAACAAGCAGGUCACGUUUGUGGUCUAUCGCGAGGGCGAACAGCUGAGCUUCUUCCGAGUGGUUGACAGGGGAGAUGGCACCCUGACCCCCUUGUCUGAAUCUCUCAGCGGUGGUUCAGUGUACAAUAUGUACACAGAAGCGGAGGAGGACGGAGAGACUAAUGCAGCUGCACAGCAGACCCACGAGAACUCCAUCACCAUGAACAAAAUGAAGCUGCUUAAAGCCAAGAUGGAGGACAUGAACCUCAACAAGAAACCGAAGAAGUCAGCGAAGGCGAAACCGCGCCCCCCCGUCAGCCCACAACCCUGCGGCGGCUCUCUAGGACCUCCUGGCACUCGACACCACCACCGCCUCUUCCGCUCUCUCCCGCAGAUCAACCAGCCUCGGCAGUCGAAUGCACAACUACCUCCAAUCGCUCACCACGAAUCCAUAGACCCCUCGCCGCCCUCUGCUGGAUCAUCCGCUGUCCACUUAUCCAUCCCUAGACGACCACCUCCCUCUUUCUCUGCCUCCUCCUCCUGUUAUAUGCUUCAGGAGGAGGAGCCAUGGGAGACAUGCCCACCAUUUUCAAAAAUACGGCCCCCUCCAAAAGUUUCCCGGUUGGACAUCGGCAGCACCAGAUUGAUGAGGGACUGUGUGUACCCGCAGCUCCCUCCACUGUGUACCAGGGGACCACCUGAAGCCAUCUUUGACCCAGCUGAGCCUGCAGGGGAGUCAGUUGGACUAGGUUUGUUAGAUGAAGCCGCUGGGCUAUUGGCGCCAACACAGCCUGCAGCUCCAUUCGGGGAAUUGCCAGACCCUCUUAGUCUGGAUGUUUCCACCCAGUCGGAGGGAGGUUGUCUGUCCCUAGAGGUUGGCGCUCAGCACCAGUUACCCCUUUCGCCCUCCCCACUUAGUACCUGGACGCUUGGGACAAGUGAUACUCUCACCAGCAGAGCCGAUAGGACACAGCAUAGCACAUCUUUGCAUAUCAGCCCUUCCUCUCCAUUACCCACAUCCACUUCUAGCAGGCCGCUGCCUCAGCCUUUCGACUCCGCUCUCUCCUGUUUACAGCCCGGCAUUCAAGCACAAUCCUCUGCACACGUGAAGUGCGGCAACACAUCCCCUCACCCCUCCACCACCUUAGCAACUCAUCCCCCACGCCUUCGUGGCGUAAAAGUGGAGUCAUCUGGCAAGAGGCCAGAGCUAAUCUCGAAGAGGGAAGCAAGAGGCAUCACUAAGUUGGCCAACCAAGCGUACAAGGAGCCCCUGGGACCUAUGGACAACUCUGAACUCUUGGCUUCUCUCUCCAAAAGGGCUCCAGGUAGUGGCAGCAGCAGCAGCGGCAGCAGCAGCAGGGACGGUCUCAGAGAGAGUCGGGGACGUGCAGUGGCAUUGCCUCCUGCCACUGCCUCAGGACAGAGCAACCAUUGCUCCAGGCUGCCAUCCAUCCCAACUAACAGGCUCCUUCAGGAGGAUUUCCUAAGACAAAUAUCCCCUUUGCACGGAGCAACCGCCUCCUACAUGACCAACAACACUCUUGCAUCAGCGGGAGGAGUCAUGACCUCAUUCGGGAGAAUAGGCAGUUCAACUUACCACCUACCUCCAGUCAAGGCUCCCGCAGGCGGCAAGAAGAAGAGCUCAAAGCACUGCUUCCUCUGCGCCAAGAAGACUGGCCUGGCCACCAGCUACGAGUGCAGGUGCGGUCACAACUUCUGUGCCACCCACCGCUACGCAGAGACGCAUGACUGCACGUACGACUACAAGAGUGCCGGACGGCGAAUUCUGCAGGAGACCAACCCCCUCAUCAGCGCUCCAAAGCUGCCCAAGAUCUAGAGCCCUCAGCCCCUCGAUCUCACGGGGGACGACCGUGAGAACCACAGGUUAAACUGACAGAUUUUUCAGCCAGUUCUGGCAGACAGGAAGCACCCUCUUCACCAGUGUGUGUUUUUUCUUUUCCUUUUCCUUUUUUUAUCAGCCAAGUUCGCUUCAAAUUUGAAAGGAAAUUCUCUGUCAAGUCAAGUGUGAACAAACAAGUGUCGACUGACAUGGCACAGAGUUAAUUAUCACCUCUUGACAAUGUGAAACUUAAUCGUCUUCAUCUGUUACCUUGUUCUUUUUCCACUGCGUGAAAAAAACAACAAAAAACCUGUGCAUGUAUGUAGGUAGUUUUUUGCUAAAUAUAUCUGCUGCACGUUCAGACACAUCUAUUUUUAGUUUUUUUUAAACUUUUUUUAAAAAAGAAAAUAGGACCACUGAUGACUUUUCAUUCGACAAGUCUUUGACAGAUGCACUUUAGAAAUAUCAUAUUUAUACAUUUACUUUAUACUUCCCUUAUUGAGAGGGGGAAGGACACUUAUAUCUCCGUUUGUCUUAUGAGGUUGUUGUAAUCAUCAAGAUUUUUUUAUAUUUAGCGUCUUUCUUACACAGGCACAUACAUACCAACAUCACUUACUUUUUUUUUUUUUUAGAAAACCAUACACAGACAAUAGACGUACUAAUGAAAUACUUAAUAUUUAUCAAUGAAUACUACUUAUUUAAAUUCAAGAUUGUUUUUUGAAAUAGUAAGUAUGCAAUGUGUGUAGGCGUGAAUGUCAGUUGUGAUCCACAUGCCGGUCAAGUGAAGUGUAUUAGGAUUGGGGGGCAUGGUUAUGGUAUUUAUGAUGUGUACAGUACAGUGGUUGCCAUAAAAAAAUCUUUUGUAAGUCUUUUUUUAUUGCUCAGCUGUUGCAAAAACUUUUAAAUGCUGUUAAAGUAUCUACAGGGGUUUGAUCUAAUAAAGUUUCUUCUAAGCGUUUUCGAUCCAA